AUGUCUCAAGUGAUCCUGGCAUACCUUGAAAGAUCUUGGUCCGAACUCCGCACAUUACCCGUGCCAGCCAUUGCGAGUCUGCUACUGCUCGUCCCAGUAUUCGCAGUGCUCCUGGAUUACAGCCGAGUACUAUGGCUCCGACGACGGCUCCCACCAGGACCGCUUCCAGUCCCAAUCUUUGGGCAUUACUUCAUCACGCCAAAGAAAAAGCCAUGGGUGACGUGGGAAAAGUGGGCGAAGGAUUACCAAAGUCCGCUCAUCACGAUUUGGAAUGGCCACCGUCCUUGCAUCGUUUGUAACGAUGCAUGGGCAGCAUCGGAUCUCAUGGAGAAGCGUGCGGCGACAUAUUCCUCUCGACCGCUGAUGCCCAGCAUGGGUGACAUGAUUGAUUCAACGGAUUCGAAUCAGGUCUGCUUGGAAUAUGGAGAGAAAUGGAGGCUUCAUCGCAGGUUGAUCCACACUGCAGUCGGAAGCCAGGCAGUGCGCGACUAUCAGCAAUUCCAAUCGAACGAGGGCAUCUUGUUGAUGCGUGACCUUCUUCAACAGCCCGACAACUAUGAGCUGUGUAUCGAAAGGUACUCUGUGUCAGUGGCCUCUAUUAUUGGAUGGGGCCGGCGCAUCAAUAAAAUCAACGACCCAGUGGCUCAAGCGGCGCUGGCAAUCAUGGAGGGCGUUGACCUCGUCGUACCGUGUAACCAAAUGACAGAGAUAAUUCCCUGGCUGAUCAACGUGCCAAAAUUCAUCUGGGCUUACCCUUCUAUUGUAAAGCUCGGUGCGAAGAUGGGCAAAGAGUACUUCUAUCGACUUACCGAAGAGGCAGUCCACCGGAGCGACAAUUACGCCAAGCGUCUUAUGACAGAGGCAAGCACGAAGGAGCUCUCGGAGGCGGAGAUUGCUUCAUUGACUUCAAACUUGAUUGGGGGCGGCGUAGAUACAACAUCCUCUUCGAUUAUCAGCUUUGUCCUCGCCAUGUGCGUCUUCUCAGAAGUGCAAGAGAAGGCUCAGAAAGAGAUCGAUGAUCAUCUCGGCGGACGUUGUCCAACAAUUCACGAUCAAGACUCGUUGCCGUAUAUCAGUGCUGUGGUGCAAGAGGUCUUGCGUUGGCGAACAGUCACCAUCCUCGGCGGUAUUCCACAUGCACCCAUCAAAGACGACGUGUACAUGGACUACCACAUCCCAAAAGGAACCGGCAUUUACGGUAAUGUCUGGGCCAUUCAUCGCCACCCCCGAGAAUUCCCCGCCCCCGACUCUUUUCGCCCUGAGAGAUUUAUUAACCACGAACGGCCGUAUCCGGUCAAGAAGGGCCACAAUGCUUUCGGCUGGGGUCGCAGGCAAUGCAGUGGGCAGCCGCUUGCAGAACAAGGUUUAUUCAUGAUCAUCAGUCGAAUGCUCUGGAGUUUCCAUAUCAAACCGGGUUUGAACGAGAAGGGUCGCGAGGUCACUCUGGACAUUUUUGCAUUCAAUGAUAGCGAGAAUAUGCGGCCUUUGCCAUUCAAGGCGCGCUUUGUACCUCGCAGCCCACAGAUUCAGGACCAGAUCAUGGCCGACGCCAAAAUGGCUCGCGAAGAAUUGAGGCGAUAUGAUGGUGAGACGCAUAUAUCGCCAACCAUGUAG
Molecule: messenger RNA, 1614 nt
Organism: Exophiala aquamarina CBS 119918
Lineage: Eukaryota; Fungi; Ascomycota; Eurotiomycetes; Chaetothyriales; Herpotrichiellaceae
Exons: 3
Coding region: 1-1614 (537 amino acids)
Molecular function (GO): iron ion binding; oxidoreductase activity, acting on paired donors, with incorporation or reduction of molecular oxygen; heme binding
Source: RefSeq, a predicted model, not a curated record